This is a messenger RNA of Gossypium raimondii (Peruvian cotton), 450 nucleotides long. RefSeq names its product protein MAIN-LIKE 2-like. The transcript has a single exon. The coding region runs from base 1 to 450 and encodes 149 amino acids. Lineage: Eukaryota; Viridiplantae; Streptophyta; Magnoliopsida; Malvales; Malvaceae. The record is from RefSeq and is a predicted model, not a curated record. Gene Ontology annotation, biological process: meristem maintenance; meristem development.
AUGGCCAUUAUAGGCUGGGCGUGCAAGUUGGACCUAAAACUCAUCAGUGCGUUAAUAGAGAGGUGGAGAGCCGAGACGCACAAAUUCCAUCUUUUAUGCGGAGAGUGUACAAUCAUUUUGGAAGACAUGCAGUUACAAUUAGGAUUGCCGGUGGAUGGGUCUGCACUCAUCGGGUCCGUUCAAUCUGCUGAUUGGGGAGCCAUAUACUAUGAUCUUUUGGGUGCGAUUCCGAAUACUAUUUACGAAGGUCGGGUCGGGAUGGGCUGGUUACGAGACACAUUUCCGGAGCAAGGGAAUGAUUCGACUGAACUAGAAAAAAUACAAUAUGUUCGGGUAUUCAUCCUUGAGAUGAUUGGAGGUUAUUUGAUGCUGGACUUGUCACAAAACCUCGUACAUCUGAUGUGGCUGUUGAAACUCGUUGAUUUUAGAGCAGCUGGUGAAUUUAGUUAG